UACAGACACUCUAAAUACCUACGUCAAACACUUACAUAGUAUAUUAUAUAUAAAGAACUUUUAUUAAGUUUGUCUAUGCAGAGAGUUGAAUGUGGCACAUUGAAAUUUGUGGAGUAAUUCAUUAACUACUCCCAUUUGCCAGUUAAGGUGAGCCCUGCAGCCUUCCACCCUGCUUGAUUUAUUGGUAUAUCAAUCUCCUCCAGAUUCAGUUGUUUGAAGGCUUUGAUCUUCCAAUACUUUUCUUCAUCACAACAAUGGCUGCAUCCAUGGUUGGUGGAGCUUUCAUCUCAGCUUUCCUCCAGGUUCUGUUUGAUCGGAUGGCUUCCCCUGAGGUUUUAAUCUUCUUUCACUGCAGGAAACUCAACAAUGAUUUGCUCAAGAAGUUGAAUCUCACUCUGCUUUCCCUUAGUCCCGUGCUCGAUGAUGCUGAAGAGAAGCAGAUAACCCACCCAGCAGUCAAAAAAUGGCUUGAUGAACUCAAAGAUGCAGUAUACAUUGCAGAGGACCUAAGCUUCACGGUGCUUGUUGGAAGCUCAAGACAAAGCAGAUUCAAGCCAGGUAUGGAGUAUCCUUCCAUCUAUUCCCACUUCCAUUGACAAGGAGUUAGAAUCACGUUUAGAAGAGACACUUGGCACACUAUAGUAUAUGGCUAACCAGAAGGAUGUACUCAGUUUGAGAGGUGUUGGUCGAAAACUAAUUACAGGUUUUCCAACGAAUUCUCUGGUUGAUGAUUCUUACGUAUUUGGUAGAGAUAAGGAGAAGGAGGCAAUCAUUAACUCGUUGCUCUCUGAUGAUGCAAGACACUGCAAGAUAGGUGUGGUUGCUAUCGUGGGCAUGGGUGGUGUUGGCAUGACCACCCUGGCUCAGCUGGCAUAUAAUGAUUGUGCAGUGGAUAAUUUUUUUGACAUCAAAUCCUGGGUAUGUGUUUCACAAGAAUUUGAUAUAUGUAGGAUUACUAAAACAGUGGUUGAGACAAUUUCUCCAGGGAUUUUGGAUAUCAAGGAUCUUAAUCUGCUUCAAGUUAAACUGAAUGAGACUUUGAAAGGGAAGAAAUUUCUCAUUGUUCUCGAUGAUGUUUGGAAUGAGAAUUAUGAUAACUGGGACUCCUUAAGGAAACCUUUCUCAUCUGGAGCUCAAGGAAGUAAGAUCAUUGUGACAACACGAAAUGAAGGUGCUGCAUCAAUGAUGCAAACUACUCCCACUCGCCAUCUGAAGCAAUUAUCAGGAAAUGAUUCAUGGCUGCUGUUUGUGAAACAUGCCCUUGACAACAGAGAUUCAGAAGCAUAUCCAAAUCUUGAAGCAGUUGGCAGGCAAAUUGUCAAGAAGUGAAGACACUAGGCAGUCUACUGCGUUCCAAACAAAGUCUCGAGGAAUGGAAUGAGAUUGUUGAAAGCGACAUCUGGGAUUGACAAGAUGAUACAAGCGACAUUCUUCCAGCUCUGAGAUUGAGCUAUCUUUUUCUCUCAUCAAAUCUAAAGCAGUGUUUUGCUUACUGUGCGACAUUCCCCAAGGACUACAAGUUCAAUAAGGAGGAAUUAAUAUUAAUGUGGAUGGCAGAAAAUCUUUUACAUCGGCCUAAAGGAAAGAAGAAGAUGGAAAAUAUAGGGGAUGAGUACUUCAAUCAUCUGACAUCAAGGUCCUUUUUUCAAAAAUAAACUCGAGAUAAAUCUCGAUUCAUUAUGCAUGACCUUAUUCAUGAUUUAGCCAAAUCUGUGUCAGGGGAAUUCUGUCAGAGUUGUGAGAGUGAACCGUCACAUAAAGUUGGCAGGAAGACUAGAUAAAAGUCUUUUUCGAGGGA
Messenger RNA from Carica papaya (papaya), 1798 nucleotides. The record is from RefSeq and is a predicted model, not a curated record. NCBI's taxonomy places the organism in Eukaryota, Viridiplantae, Streptophyta, Magnoliopsida, Brassicales, Caricaceae.